GUGCCCCACUGCCCAGAGGCAAAGAAAGAAGUGACAGCAGUUUGAUGAGAAGUAUCCAACUUGAUAGACCUCUGCGUGCUGCUCGGUCCUCCAGGAGUCAUGGAGGAAGUGACAGGCGCUCAGCUCAUCGCCGAGUCUCUGAAGACCCAGAAAGUGGAGUUCAUGUUUGGGAUAGUCGGCGUACCUGUCAUUGAAGUGGCCAUGGCUGCUCAGGCUGCUGGCAUCAAAUACGUGGGAAUGCGUAACGAGCAGGCGGCGUGCUACGCUGCGUCCGCGGUUGGAUACAUUACGGGGAGACCGGGAGCAUGCCUGGUGGUCUCUGGACCCGGACUCAUCCAUGCUCUGGGUGGGAUGGCCAACGCCAACAUCAACUGCUGGCCGGUGAUUGUGAUCGGAGGCUCCUCGGAUCGGAACCAGGAAACGGCGGGGGCCUUCCAGGAGUUCCCUCAGGUGGAGGCGUGCCGCCUGUACAGCAAGUUUUCUGCCAGGCCUAGCAGCCUGGAAGCAAUCCCCUCAGUCAUAGAGAAGGCAGUCCGCACCAGCAUAUAUGGGCGCCCCGGUGCUGUCUACGUUGACAUCGCAGGGGACAUGGUUAAUGCCAAAGUAGAGCGGGACAAAGUCAGUGACGUGUCCUGCUGUCCACCCCCGCCUGUGAGUUUGGCGGCCAGUGCUGCCGUUGAACAGGCCGUCGCUGUCCUAAAAGCAGCCAAGACACCUUUAGCCAUCAUUGGAAAGGGAGCAGCUUACGGCAGAGCGGAGGCAGCACUGCGGGAGUUCGUGGAGGAGACCGGGCUGCCGUUCCUCCCCACGCCUAUGGGGAAAGGAGUCCUGCCUGACGAUCACCCCAACUGUGUGGCCGCCGCCCGCUCCAGAGCCCUCCUUCAGGCCGACGUCGUUCUCCUGCUGGGAGCCAGGCUAAACUGGAUGCUGCACUUCGGUCUGCCGCCCAGAUUCAAUCCUCACGUCAAGAUCGUUCAGGUCGACCUGUGCGCUGAGGAGAUGGGAAACAACGUGAAAGCGGGUGUGGCCCUCCUGGGGGACGUCGGCGCCGUUGUCACUCAGCUUCUGGUGUCCGUCCGCAAACACGGCUGGAAAUAUCCCGCUGACACGGAGUGGUGGAGCGCGCUCAGCCAGAAGAUUGCUGCCAAUGCAAAAAUAUCAAAGGCCCUCGCUCUUAAGGAGACGUUGCCCAUGAACUACUACCCUGUGUUUCAUCACAUCUCGCAGCUGCUCCCGCGCGACUGCAUCAUCGUUAGCGAGGGCGCCAACACCAUGGACAUCGGACGCACCAUGCUGAAUAACUACCUGCCCCGGCACAGGUUGGACGCGGGCACCUUCGGAACGAUGGGAGUCGGCCUUGGCUUCGCUAUAGCAGCAGCUGCCGUGGAGAGGACCAAUAUCAGACCCCAGAGAGUCGUCUGCGUGGAAGGAGACAGCGCCUUCGGCUUCUCCGGCAUGGAGGUGGAGACCAUGUGCAGGUACAAUCUGCCUGUGAUCAUUAUCGUGGUCAAUAAUAACGGCAUUUACAGUGGGAUGGACCCCGACACGUGGAAAGAAAUGGCAAAAAUGGGCGACCUGACCUCUGUAGCCCCUCCCGUCUCCCUCCUGCCUGAGGCCCGCUACGACCAGGUAAUGACGGCGUUUGGAGGCCGGGGCUUUCUGGUCAGGACUGCGGAGGAGCUGCGCGGCGCCUUGCAGCUCAGCCUGGAGGACUGGGAGAGGCCGAGUCUGCUCAACGUGCUCAUCGACCCUUCGUCCGACAGAAAGCAGCAGGAGUUUCCUUGGCUCACGCGCUCCAACCUUUAAGACUUCAAACCAUCAUCCGGAACGUCAUCCGAGGAGCAGCGAGGGUUUUCUUCUGGAUGCUUUAAAACAUGAAGCCGGGUUAAUUUUAUGGCUUGUUUCUAUGAAAUAAUGACUUUUUAAUGAUUCUCACUACUCUGUUGGAGCCAGCAGCCUUUUACGGUUCAUACAAUGAAGCUUUUUCCUUCAUAAUUAAUCAGUAUUUUCUU
Molecule: messenger RNA, 2012 nt
Organism: Fundulus heteroclitus (mummichog)
Lineage: Eukaryota; Metazoa; Chordata; Actinopteri; Cyprinodontiformes; Fundulidae
Gene: hacl1
Product: 2-hydroxyacyl-CoA lyase 1
Exons: 17
Coding region: 100-1806 (568 amino acids)
Biological process (GO): fatty acid alpha-oxidation
Cellular component (GO): peroxisome
Molecular function (GO): thiamine pyrophosphate binding; magnesium ion binding; catalytic activity
Source: RefSeq, a predicted model, not a curated record